AUGCCACCGCGAACGCCACAACAAUAUCGAGAUACUGAAAGGCAAGCACCCCCACCAAGGACACCACCUGCAACACUCCAACAUCAGCAUCCAAGGACGGGGGGGAAGACGCCACGGUCGGCAUUUAAAAGACCAUCAGAGACUGUGGAAACUUGUUUAUCUUGCAAACGUCUGCAACUAGAAAAUGAAGAGCUACGUCUAAAAAUAGAAGAGCUCAUUGAAAAUAAAGUAGCUGAGCAACCAAGGCCAGGAAAGGUCAACAGCCUGUUGGCUGAUCGAUUUCAGGCAUCGAGGAGAAAAACUGCAUCGUCAUGUGCAGCUUAUCUCCUUAAUGUUUUCUACACCACCACUGAGUUGGUUGGUAGAAACCUGACAGGUGCCAAUGGCAAAAUUGCCAUUGACAAGGAAAUACUAGAGAGUAUAAUUAAUUUUACUAUGGCAUAUCACAAAGAUAGUACAGAAUCCAUAAUUAGGGUAGGCCUUAGGAAUAAACUGUCGGCAAUACAGUCAAGAUCAGCAAGGAAUAACAUACAAUAA
Molecule: messenger RNA, 537 nt
Organism: Exaiptasia diaphana
Lineage: Eukaryota; Metazoa; Cnidaria; Anthozoa; Actiniaria; Aiptasiidae
Exons: 4
Coding region: 1-537 (178 amino acids)
Source: RefSeq, a predicted model, not a curated record